AUGGCGCAGCUCCGCCUGACCCGCUUCUUCCCGCUGAGCAAGGCCGGCCCGGGGGGGCCGCGGGGCGCCAAGCGGCCUCUGGGGCCUCCCAGCCCCUCCGCCCUGGAUAAGGAAGCAAAGGAGUUGGUGAAUGAGAUUCUCUCGCCUGGCUUGAAGGAGGAGGAGGCAGCCGCCUUGAUGAGAUCUCCACCUUCUGGGCAGGAUGCAUCCCAAAAGCAGCUCCUGGAGCUGAGGGGCCGUCUGGGCAAGAUCCAUAGCCUGGUACAGAAGAUCAAGGGGGGAGCCGCCAAUCUGGAAUCUGGUGGCGACCUAAAGAGCCGACUGGAACGGGCCCGGUUGCUGGAAUCCAAGAUCCGCCAGGGGAAGCUCUCCUCGAAGGAGGAAAGAAAGGAUCUAGAAUCCACAGCCGAGAUCAGUGAGAAGGUGCCGGCCUACCAGCGCUUCCACACCCUCGCGCAAGACGUGCCCCCUGGUCUUCUCCUGCCGUACAAAUACAAGGCUCUGGCUGAGAUGUUCCGCAGCACGGACACCAUCGUGGCGAUGAUGUUCAACCGCUCGGAAGCCGUCACCUUUGCCAAGGUCAAGCAAGGCGUGCAGGACAUGAUGCGCAAACGCUUUGAAGAACAGCACUUGGGACAGAUAAAAACGGUGUACCCGGGUUCUUACGUUCUGCGCCGAGAGAGAAACAUCCCUGCCUUCGGUGGACCAGGCAAGCGAGGCACCUACCAGCUGACUGUCGAACCAGGGCUGGGAGCAGGGGAGAAGCUGACUGCUUCCCGGCUGAUGGAACGCCGGAGCAUCUUCUGCAAGAACUUGACCGCCAUGGUCAAGGAGCACCACAAGGCGUUCCUGGCUUCUCUGGACCCUCCAAUGGUGAUAGCGGAGGAUGAGCUGACCCGCUGGCACCCUCGCUUCCGGGUAGACGAAGUGCCCGAUGUUGUGCCCACUGAGCUGCCCCAGCCUCCCCACGUGGACAGGGUCACCACUGCGCAGGAGGUGCUGGCCAAGGCACAAGGCAUGCUGACACCUAAGAUGGAAAAGGCAUUAACCAACCUGGUCCUAAGGACGGCAGAUACCAGCCCCUCCACCCCGCAGCUUCCUCGCCCAGCUGUGCCCGGAACCCCCAACAGCCUGAAAGGCGUCUCACAGUCCUUAGUAGAAAGGGUCAGGGCCAAGGAGGCUCAGAAGCUGCAGGCGCUGAUGACACGGAGCCCCCAGCAGGAGCAGCGGCUGGCGAUGCUGACCCGUCUGCCCGAGAUGGCACGUAUCCUGCGCAACAUCUUUGUGGCAGAAAAGAAGCAGGCCCUCUCCAUGGAGGCGGCAUGCCAGCGGAUGAUGGACAGCUACCAAGCUCUCAUGCCCAUGGGAGAGAUGGAAAAGCACCUCCACCUCUUCGCAGAGCUCCUGCCGGAUUGGCUGCGCAUCCUUCCCAUUCGCCAGGAGAGUUACCUGAAGCUGGACAAGGCCAUGGACCUCAAUAUUGUAACCGAGAGGCUGACUGCAAGAAAGCGGAAAGAGGAGACACUCUGA
This is a messenger RNA of Protobothrops mucrosquamatus (brown spotted pit viper), 1530 nucleotides long. It is a transcript of the gene CDT1, whose product is annotated as chromatin licensing and DNA replication factor 1. Gene Ontology annotation, biological process: DNA replication checkpoint signaling; regulation of DNA-templated DNA replication initiation; mitotic cell cycle. Gene Ontology annotation, molecular function: DNA binding; DNA polymerase binding. Lineage: Eukaryota; Metazoa; Chordata; Lepidosauria; Squamata; Viperidae. The record is from RefSeq and is a predicted model, not a curated record. The transcript has 10 exons. Gene Ontology annotation, cellular component: nucleus. Bases 1 to 1530 code for a protein of 509 amino acids.